AUGCAGCGCACCCGAUCUCUGGCUGCUUCCGUCCAAAGUCUCGCCAGAUCUCUUCGAAGUAAGCAACUGCGUCCCUACCAAAAGGUGACGCAGCACGCAAACCGGGUAGAAACGGUGUCACUCGGGUCACUGAGCUACUGUGCAAGCGUCGUCACGCGAUACCUCUGUAGCGCUGCACAGAAAGCCGCUGGGGCCGCGGGCACGCGGCCAACCAUUUACGCCCUGGCGACUGCACCAGGAACAGGCGCUAUAGCAGUAUUCCGGAUCAGCGGCCCCGAGACCCGACAAGUACUGCAGGCGGUGCUCCAUGUGCCUGCGCAAAAACUUCCGCAACCACGGCAGCUCGUUCCGCGGACGCUCUAUGAUCCGCAGCGCAACUACGCUUUCGACCGCGGUAUGGUCGUCUGGUUUCCGGCACCAGCAUCAUACACCGGAGAGGAUAUGGCGGAGUUGCAGGUGCACGGAGCACCAGCGGUCAUUCGUGCAGCGCUUGUUGCACUGGCGGGAUACCCAGGCCUCGUCCCUGCUACAGCGGGCGCUUUCACCAAAAGAGCGCUUACGAAUGGCAAAAUGGACCGAUCUCAGGUGGAGGCGCUAGCUCAUAUCAUCCAGGCGGAUUCUCUCGAUGGGCUUGCCCUGGCGGUGAAUAACUUGCAAGGAGCGCUUCGCAGCCAGCAUCAUUCUUGGCGAGCGCACCUGCACGCAGCGAUGGCGAUCAUGGAGGCGGUGCUUGAAUUCGGAGAGGAGCACCUCGCACACGAAAUAGACGCACAACUGGAGCAAGCAGCGCAGCGUAUACGGGCUGUGCAGGCAGAGAUGCGCAUGCAGAUUCGUCUCGCGAGUCCCGAAGGUCAACGACCGGAACUGAGCCUGACGCCACGCAUCGUGCUGUACGGGCGAGUGAAUGCGGGCAAGAGCAGUCUAUUUAACUUGAUAGGGCAACGGGAGGCCUCUAUUGUGCACGAGACUCCAGGAACAACUCGAGAUGUCGUUGAGCAGAGAGCAUACAUCGACGGGCUUGCCGCAACCAUCAUGGACACAGCGGGGCUGCGUGAGACGCCGCAAACCGCCAGUGCGAUUGAAGCCGAGGGCAUUCGUCGAGCCCGAAAAGUCAUUGAACAGACGCCGCUGCGAGUGCUCGUGGUAGACGCAAGCACAGAGGAAGAAUGUUCAUUGGAGCAUGACCCAACUGCGGCAUGGUUGCCCAGUGCUGUGGUGCUCCACAAAGCAGACCUAGUCCCUGAUCAUCAACAGCGCGAGGCGUUGAGGAAUCGCUUUUCACGCUGUUACCGAGAGUCUGAUCUGUUUUUCGUAUCCUCCCGAACAGGCGAAGGGGUCGAUGCUUUUCUGAACUGGCUUGGCGAGCGGUUACGCGCAAGAUUCGAAUGUGCAAAGGAUACAGAUCAACGUCGCUGUCUCAUUCAGACGCAACGUCAGCAUGCACUCCUAAGAGUUGUCCAUGAUCUGCUUGACGGUGCUUUGCAGCAUCUCAUCGUGCCAGAGCUUGCGGUAGAGCAUCUUCGUUCGAGUCUACAGCACUUGGCGGAGAUAUCAGGAGAGGGCGAUCGGCGCUUCGAUGCCGAGGAUACUCUUGAGCAUAUCUUUUCGCGCUUCUGUAUCGGCAAGUGA
This is a messenger RNA of Cyanidioschyzon merolae strain 10D, 1629 nucleotides long. Its product is annotated as similar to mitochondrial GTP binding protein trmE. The transcript has a single exon. Gene Ontology annotation, molecular function: GTPase activity; protein binding; GTP binding. The coding region runs from base 1 to 1629 and encodes 542 amino acids. NCBI's taxonomy places the organism in Eukaryota, Rhodophyta, Bangiophyceae, Cyanidiales, Cyanidiaceae. Gene Ontology annotation, cellular component: cytoplasm. The record is from RefSeq and is a predicted model, not a curated record. Gene Ontology annotation, biological process: tRNA methylation; tRNA wobble uridine modification.